Perognathus longimembris pacificus (Pacific pocket mouse) is the source of this 1876-nucleotide messenger RNA. It is a transcript of the gene Pla1a, whose product is annotated as phospholipase A1 member A. The transcript has 11 exons. Gene Ontology annotation, molecular function: lipase activity; carboxylic ester hydrolase activity. The record is from RefSeq and is a predicted model, not a curated record. Gene Ontology annotation, biological process: lipid metabolic process. Lineage: Eukaryota; Metazoa; Chordata; Mammalia; Rodentia; Heteromyidae. The coding region runs from base 92 to 1381 and encodes 429 amino acids.
GUGGCUAUUUGGUGAAAGGCUGGGCUACUUGAACUCUUGGUGUUGGGGGCUAGCUUUGUACCAGCUCCAGCUCUGAGACCCCAGCUCAGCCAUGCUCCCAGGUCUCUGGGAGAGAAGUUUCUGGUUGUGGGGAUCCUUGCUGUGGUUCAGCAUUGGAAGUUCAGGGUUUGCACCUCCCACCCCACAGCCGAAGUGUACUGACUUCCAGAAUGUCAACCUGCUCCACGGCACCAACCUCAAAGUCCAGUUUCUCCUCUUUACCCCUGCGGACCCCAGCUGCGGGCAGAGGGUGGAAGAAAGCAGUGACAUCCAAAAUGCAGGGUUUAAUGCCACCUUGGGGACCAAACUCCUUAUUCAUGGAUUCAGGGUGUUAGGUACGAAGCCUUCCUGGAUCAAUAAAAUCAUCAGAGUCUUGUUGCGGGCAGCAGAUGCCAACGUGAUUGCUGUGGACUGGGUGUACGGAUCUUCAGGAGUCUAUUUCUCAGCUGUGGAAAAUGUGGUCAAGUUGAGCCUGCAGAUCUCUGGCUUCCUCAGUAAACUCCUGGCGCUGGGUGUGUCAGAGUCAUCUAUCCACAUCAUUGGGGUGAGCCUAGGAGCCCAUGUUGGAGGCAUGGUGGGACACUUCUACAAAGGCCAGCUGGGACGGAUUACAGGCCUGGACCCUGCUGGACCUGAGUACACCAGAGCCAGCCUGGAGGAGCGCUUGGAUGCCGGGGACGCCCUCUUUGUGGAAGCCAUCCACACCGACACUGACAAUUUAGGUAUUCGGAUUCCUGUUGGACACGUGGACUACUUCGUGAAUGGAGGCCAAGACCAACCUGGGUGUCCCAUAUUCUUUCAUGCAGGUUACAGCUAUCUGAUCUGUGAUCACAUGAGAGCCGUGCAUCUCUACAUCAGCGCCUUGGAGAAUUCCUGUCAGUUCGUGGCCUUUCCCUGUGCCAGCUACAAAGCCUUCCUUGCUGGCCAGUGUUUGGAUUGCUUUAACCCUUUCCUGCUUUCCUGUCCAAGGAUAGGGCUGGUGGAACAAGGUGGUAUCAAAAUAGAGCCACUCCCCAAGGAAGUAAGAGUGUACCUGCUGACCACAUCCAGAGCGCCGUACUGUGUGCAUCACAGCCUCGUGGAGUUUUACUUACAGGAGCCAAGAAAAAAGGACACCAGCAUCGAGAUCACCUUUCUUAGCAACAAUGUCACCUCUUCAGUUAAAAUCACCAUACCCAAACAAGAACUCCAGGGCAGAGGACUCAUAGCCCAUCCUAACCCACACUGCCAGAUCAACCAAGUGAAGCUCAAGUUCUGGGUUCCCAGCCGGGUUUGGAAGAAAGACAGGACUACCAUUGCCGGGAAGUUCUGCACUGCUCCUCUACCUGUCAAUGACAAGUGAGAUCCUAUAAUCUGCCCCUCCUCAGUGAAAAGAUGGUCUGCUUGCCGGAGCCAGUCAACUUACAAGCAAGUGUGUCUGUUUAUCAUGACCUGGAAAUAGCCUGUGUUUAGCAUAAUCCUGGACAGGACACAUCUUGGAUUUUUGUUUUUUAGAGAAGUGUGGUAUUUGUGUAUGAGUGUGUGUGUAUGUGUGUGUACACACACAUGUGUGUAACUUAAGCUAGACCAUUACUAUUAGGAGACAGGAUCAUAACCACCACCAUGGAGAAAGGUCCAAUUUUUAGUUAUUUUUUCCAUAAUUAAUUACCAUGGAGGGGAGAGAUGACUCAUUUUAUAGACUUAGAUCUUCAUUGCAAUCUGGAAAGCUUUACAAAGAAGAUACUAUUUCAGCUUCCCUAAUUGUAAGUAACUGCCUCAUAUCCUUGUGCAUCUGUACUUAGAAUGUAGUGGAAAUAUAGAGAAAAAUAUGCUGUAAAAAAUAAAACAUCAGGAAAUA